Messenger RNA from Talpa occidentalis (Iberian mole), 843 nucleotides. Its product is annotated as olfactory receptor 1J4-like. Gene Ontology annotation, molecular function: olfactory receptor activity; G protein-coupled receptor activity. NCBI's taxonomy places the organism in Eukaryota, Metazoa, Chordata, Mammalia, Eulipotyphla, Talpidae. Gene Ontology annotation, cellular component: membrane. Gene Ontology annotation, biological process: G protein-coupled receptor signaling pathway. The record is from RefSeq and is a predicted model, not a curated record.
AUGGGGGCUGAACAAGCUUGCCUCAUCUUCAAGUUGAUGGUUCACAGCUCUUCCCAACUCUACAAAGACAUGUUGGUUGUAGAAGUUACAUGUUCAGACCACUUGGCCUUCUCUGAUGUCUCCUUCUCAUCUGUCACUGUCCCAAAUAUGCUCACGAACAUGCACACUCAGCAACUGUCCAUCUCCUAUAGAGGAUGUAUUUCCCAGAUGUAUUUCUUUUUGUUCUUUGCUUGUCUUGACACUUUCCUUCUUGCAGUGAUGGCCUUUGACAGAUACGUGGCCAUUUGUCAGCCCCUCCACUACACCACCAUCAUGAGGCAGGAGCUGUGUGUCUCCUUAGUAGCGGGAUCCUGGUUUGUUUCCCUCAUCCACUCUCUGUUGCACACUCUGCUCUUGAUCCAAGUCUCCUUCUGUGGUGACAGUAACAUCCCCAACUUCUUCUGUGACCUCUCUGCACUCCUGAAGAUGAGCUGCUCAGAUGUGUCCCUCAAUGAGUUGGUCAUCUUCACUGAGGCAGGAUUGCUCUUUACCCUGUCUUUGGGUGGCAUCCUCGGCUCCUAUGUCCGUAUAGGGAGGACUGUCCUGAGAGUCCCCUCCACUAAAAGUCUCUUUAAAGCCUUGUCUACCUGUGGCUCCCACCUUCUUGUUGUGUCUUUAUACUAUGGGACAGCUGCAGGAGUUUACUUCUCUUUUUCAUCCACCUCCAGAGACAAAGACAUGAUCACCUCUGUGAUGUACAUGGUCGUCACCCCCAUGCUGAACCCCUUCAUCUACAGCCUGAGGAAUAGAGAUAUAGAACAGGCCUUAGUGACAUUUGUCAAUAAGGUGAACUUCUUCAAGUGA